This is a messenger RNA of Fibroporia radiculosa, 1593 nucleotides long. RefSeq lists its product as uncharacterized. The coding region runs from base 1 to 1593 and encodes 530 amino acids. Lineage: Eukaryota; Fungi; Basidiomycota; Agaricomycetes; Polyporales; Fibroporiaceae. The transcript is spliced from 6 exons. The record is from RefSeq and is a predicted model, not a curated record.
AUGAACGAUGCUCGCACAGAAAUGCAAUACCACAAGGAUAUUAUCCGAAAUCUGGAAACCCUGAACCAAACCUUGCAAGACACCGUUCGCCUGCAAAAGACGCGGAUCGUGGCCUUGGAAGAGGCGCUUGCUCGGGUGACAGACAACGCACCCCCACAACUUGAAGCAGCCGCCGCAGUAGCCCCUCCCAUUUCCUCUGCCAACGUGAACGGAAGCCAUCCGAAAUUGGUUCCAGAUGUGGAGACUCGAAAAGUCGAGCCUAAGCCAUCUCCAGAUGGUCGCCGUCUAGCCACAGUUCUCGGUAGCGCGACCAACCCCUUCGUUUUAGAUCUCCAUGACAUGCCAUCUGAUUGUGCCCCGGCUGAUCCUUCGGGCUCGGGCUCUAGGAGCGUUCAGGGCAGCGUUACAGAGUCUGGCGCCAAGCCAAGACCACGGUGCGAACCAUGCCCCCAAAAUGCACUCGAUGCAGGUCACAUGAGUGAACAGAAAUGUGCGCCCCGCGCGACUGACACGCCUAAGAGGAAACGAGACAUUAUUGAUCCUGCUGGAAUCACCCAGAACCGAAAACGCAUACGCCCAUCUGUGCGAGAACAAAGUCCAUUUUACCAACGAAGUCCAUCUUACCGUCCAACGCCUCCUCCAGCUGAUGACAAUACGGGCCCAGUGGCAAGGAUAGAUGGUUCUGAGAGUGGUGUGACGACGCAUACCCUCGGGGGAGACCAGCCUAGCCAGAGUAGAGACCUCAGAAAUGCCAACAAUACUGAAGCUGGGGUUGGAUGGCUUGUGAUAGAUGAAGAAGACGAUUUAAAGCCUAUCGAGUGGAAGCUGGAAGUUCAACCACUGAGGAUCGAUUUAGAUGCUAGUGUCAAGCUACCAGAAAUCCAGGUCGACGUCAAGAUGGAAAUAGGUCACGCGCUAUUGAAUGCGGACAUUAUUCAAGCACGCCUACUCGCCAUGAGCGUACAGAGCUACCCGGUCACGGUCCGUCCUACACUACGGGACAUCACAGUGAAUCGUAAAUUCAUGAGCCAAGUAUACGGAGGGAGUCCUCAAAGCAUGUGUCCAUCAAUCAACAUGAAGAAUCGCACACACAGAUUCAGAAAUUUCCUUUUCCCCACUCUCAUGCUGAAUCCGCACGCGCCCAAAGAGCCGGGUGAGCCAGGCCUGCUGCUGAGAGUGACGAAGGAUGCAGCAUGGCAGCCCGGUGAUCAGAAACUUUUGGUAGGACUGCGGCAAGGCACGUACCGGUACAUGGGGGAAUACACCAUGGUGCGAGCAGAGCCACUCUCUCGCGAGGAGUAUAAAUCUCUUCCUGCAAAUGCUAAACGAGAAUGGGCGGGAGAAAUUCUGCGGAGGCGGAAAGACAAAGGGCUGCGCGUCCGAAUUAUACUACGCCGUGAAAAUCCCGGUCGCGAACCCACAGAACAAGAAGUCAAGGAGGCCAUCGGUGAUACAAACAAUGAAUACCGAAACGUCAACGAGGCAGAGAUUAUCCGUGCUUUCAAAACUGGACAAGAGACGAUGUCAGUGUGGUGCAUGAAGAGUGUGGGAUACGACGAGGGCUUCCAGCGUGACGUUGCGCGAUACCGUUAG